AAGGGCUUUUCUCGUGCAUGAGAGAAUCUGAUUGUGCUGUAGUAAGUGGGUGUGUCACUCAACAUAUAAAUACGACGCGUGACUUCAUUUUGACGUAAACUAGUCAGGGAACCUCAUCACCAUCUGUCCUCGUAACUGUUAUCGGUCGUUGGAAAUGAAGGAAAUAUCUCUUCGUGGGACUUUCGCGCUCCUGCUGUUCCUCGCGUGUCUUUCACAGCUCAUCUUUACUGCUGAUAGCAUUAGGGGAGAGAAAGGGAAAGGAAAGAAACAAGAGCAUCGAGGUGAUGAAAACGUUGCUGUAUUCAAAGGAAAGUUCACAACUAAGGACAAGGCGCGGUGCUCGUGGUUGGCGCGCGGAGAGGACAAGUUCACCAUGAAUGUUACAUGUAAGCCUGGAAAAGGGGAUGGAUUCACCUGUAAAUACACUGCCAAGCCUUCGACGUGCACCGAAUAUGGGUCUAAUUCAGAGGGCUACUGGAAACAGAUCGCCAGAUCACUUAAAAAGCAGAAGAAACUUUGCAAGGAUCCUCGCGCACUUAUCCGGGCGGGCAUGUGUAAGCGCGCGCCACUGGAUGCGCAUUUCAAACUCGCCGAAACAUCACAAGCAAAACCCGCCAAGACAGAAAAGACACCUAUAACCACGAACACAACGCUUCCGGGCAAUAAGCGCCAGUGCACGGAACGCACUGACCACAGUGAGAUCGCCAAAGAGAAGUGUGGAGAUUCCUGGGCGAGUUUUUGCGCGUUUCUCUUUACUAUGAUACAGAGCGGAGACUGCUGAGAGCGCGCGCUUUUACUGACAGCCCCCGGUGUGUGUAUGUGUGUAUGUAUAGGUACUUUUGUUAUAGGCUACUGCUGAUAUUCAAGUUUUUUUUUUUUAAGAUGUAAAACAUGCUUUUUUAUUGUAAACACAGAAAAAUGCACUGUCUACUGAUUCUGACAAUGGCGCAUGGGUCAAGAUACCUCCUGGCGGUUCCACCACUUUUAGUUUUUGCCUUGACCACAGUGACACUAAAUGUAUUGUCUGAAAGAUACCGUUUUUAAUGCUGACAUUUAAUCUAAACGAAUCAUAAUGAUGUGUGUAUUUAUAUUAGAUAUUAAAAGUUGUUAUUUAUAUUUAUUAAAUGGGAAUUUGGUAUGAGUACAUUUGUGAGAAGAAAACUUUGUUUGGUUACACUAUAUUUUGAUGGUCCCCUUUAGAUAUUCUGUUGACACAUAACGCUGCACCUACAUAUCAACUAACUCUCAUUAGAGUGUUAGUUUGAGUCAGUAGAAUGUCUUUUGGGGGUCCAAGGUUUAGCAGAUAUUAAGCAGACAUACUAUACUCUAAUGAGAGUUAGUUGUCAUUUGGGUACAAAGUCAAAAGAAUGUCUAAAGGGGACCAUCAAAAUAAUGUUAUUUUUUUUAUUUUGAGGUGAAAAGUUUAAUGACCCCCUCAGUGGUGUAACACCCCCAGUGGCAUUUCAUUGCUGGUAUUAAUUUCAUGAUUAACAUAAAUAAGAUAUUUUAUAUAAUUCCAUGAAUUUACAUUUAACAAGGGGCAGAUUGUACCCUAACAUAAUUUUGUGCUUUAAUAAUAAUAAUUUGGAUCAUCCUUCAUCAUCAACAUCAUCAUCAUCUUGUACUUAUAUCCAAAUAUGGUACACUCUUAAAUGUUUAUUUUUUUCAUUCAACUUCAUUCCACCCAUUGUAUUGCAUUGUACUCUAUUUAUUACAUGCAAAAUAAACGUGUUGAGAGAUACCCCA
Molecule: messenger RNA, 1746 nt
Organism: Megalobrama amblycephala (Wuchang bream)
Lineage: Eukaryota; Metazoa; Chordata; Actinopteri; Cypriniformes; Xenocyprididae
Gene: fgfbp1b
Product: fibroblast growth factor binding protein 1b
Exons: 2
Coding region: 155-781 (208 amino acids)
Biological process (GO): cell-cell signaling
Molecular function (GO): growth factor binding
Source: RefSeq, a predicted model, not a curated record